AUGAAGGUAGCUCGGCCGGGGUGUGUGUGGGACGGCGAGCGAGAGCCCCUGCAUGAGAGGGAGCAGAGGGCCCUGGAGAGGGAGUGGGAGCAGGUGACGCAGGCGUGGAGGACAGAGGAGAGGGAUGAGGAGGAGGAGGAGGAGGAGGAGGAGGAGGAGGAGGAGGAAGAGGAGGAGGAGGCAUCCAGCACGGACGGGAGGGAGGAGGAGGAGGAGGAGGAGGAGGAGGAGGAGGAGGAGGAGGAGGAGGAGGAGGAGGAGGAGGAGGAAGAGGAGGAGGAGGAGGAGGAGGUGAGGACAUCAAUGACAGAGGGGAGGGAGGAGGAGGAAGAGGAGGAGGCAUCAAUGAUAGAGGGGAGGGAUGAGGAGGAGGAGGAGGAGGAGGAGGAUGAAGAGGAGGAGGAGGUGAGGACAUCAAUGACGGAGGAGAGGGAUGAGGAGGAGGAGGAGGAGGAAAAUGAGGAGAAGGAGGAGGAGGAGGAGGAGGAGGAGGCAUCAAUGACAGAGGGGAGGGAUGAGAAGGAGGAGGAGGCAUCAAUGACAGAGGGGAGGGAUGAGGAGGAGGAGGAGGAGGAGGCAUCAAUGACAGAAGGGAGGGAUGAGGAGGAAGAGGAGGAGGAGGAGGGGAGGGAUGAGGAGGAGGAGGAGGAGGAGGAGGAGGAGAAGAAGGAAGAGGACGAGGACGAGGAGGAAGAGGCAUCAAUGACAGAGGGGAGGGAUGAGGAGGAGGAGGAGGAGGAGGAGGAGGAGGAG
Molecule: messenger RNA, 753 nt
Organism: Engraulis encrasicolus (European anchovy)
Lineage: Eukaryota; Metazoa; Chordata; Actinopteri; Clupeiformes; Engraulidae
Product: cilia- and flagella-associated protein 251-like
Exons: 5
Source: RefSeq, a predicted model, not a curated record